This is a messenger RNA of Beta vulgaris subsp. vulgaris (sugar beet), 750 nucleotides long. Its product is annotated as cyanate hydratase. Gene Ontology annotation, molecular function: DNA binding; cyanate hydratase activity. Lineage: Eukaryota; Viridiplantae; Streptophyta; Magnoliopsida; Caryophyllales; Amaranthaceae. Bases 70 to 558 code for a protein of 162 amino acids. The transcript has 4 exons. The record is from RefSeq and is a predicted model, not a curated record.
AUAAUCUUAUCUCCCCGCAAAUUGAACACCUACCUAAACCCUGCAAUCAGCAUUCACCAAAUUACAACAAUGGCGUCGAAGUCCGCGUUAUCAAUGGUGGAAAGACUUCAAGAAGUCAAAAAAAGCUCCAAUAAAUCAUACUCUCAAAUUGCUGCUGAAACUGGUCUCACCAAUGUAUAUGUAGCUCAACUUCUUCGACGUCAAGCCCACUUAAAGCCCGAAACUGUCCCCAAACUCCGAGCUGCCCUGCCCGAACUGACCGAUGACCUUAUCAGUGAGAUGAUGCGCCCUCCUUUUAGAUCCUUUGAUCCUGAUUUGCUCCAAGAACCCUCCAUUUAUAGAUUGCAUGAAGCAACCAUGCAUUUCGGUCAGAGCAUAAAAGAAAUUAUCAAUGAGGAGUUUGGUGAUGGCAUCAUGUCAGCCAUUGAUUUCUAUUGCUCGGUUGACAAGAUCAGUGGCGUAGAUGGGAAGGACAGGGUUGUGGUUACCUUUGAUGGGAAAUAUCUGCCAUACACUGAGCAGAAGUCUGAGCACAUGCUUUCAAGACCGAGGAACUGAGGAAGAUGAAGAAAGCAUUUACAAAUUUGCUUUGUGUAUCAUCUGUAUAAAUGAAGCCAUAUCCUACCAAGAACUUGCAACUUCGGUUGUAAUUGAUGUUGUAUUGUUGUAUGAAAAACAUUCACAUGUGUUGUACUUAUGUGCUUAAGAAAUAAGUUAAGUGUAUAAUAUCACUUUGUUAUUUUGUGCUUC